Macrobrachium nipponense is the source of this 1176-nucleotide messenger RNA. RefSeq lists its product as uncharacterized. The transcript is spliced from 2 exons. The record is from RefSeq and is a predicted model, not a curated record. The coding region runs from base 1 to 1176 and encodes 391 amino acids. Lineage: Eukaryota; Metazoa; Arthropoda; Malacostraca; Decapoda; Palaemonidae.
AUGGCCCCUUAUACUCCUUUUAACCCAAACCAGUAUAAUCUUGGGUUAAGGAGGAAAAAUCUAAACAAGGAAAAAAAUAGGAAGCUUAGGUCAAUUGAAGUAAUGCCAGGUGUGUUUGAGCCUGCAGCAUAUGAUAAAUUUUUAACUUUGUCUUUAGAAGAAGGCAAUAUAGAAGAUUCAGAUAUUUUUGAAAUAUAUAGAGAAAUAAUUACAUGUUUAGGCAGAAAGCCAAAAAUUUCCUCCUUAGGCAAAGGCCAUUUAUUGAUAGAGGUACAGUCACCAUCUGAAAGCAGCAAGUUAAAAGAAAUUGAAACAGUUUGUGGUAACAAGAUAAAAUGUGAGCCUCAUAAAACUUAUAACCAGAGCAGAGGUGUCAUCUUCUCUAAAGCUCUGAUGAAAUUUUCUGAGGAGAAAUUAUUAAAAGAGUUAAAAGAUCAAAAUGUUACAGAAGUCAAGAGAAUAAUGAAAAAAGAACAUGGAGAGUCACAUGGACCAUGUAGCAAUGCUCCUAAAUGUGUGAACUGUGGAGGAGAACAUCCAGCAUCAGAUAAAAAAUGCGAGAGAUAUCGUUUUGAAAAAGAAAUAAUGGCUGUCAAGACCAAGGAACGUAUUAGUUUCUUUGAAGCAAAACAGAAGGUAGCAAGCAGCUUUAACCCAGGAAUUCGCACCUUUGCUUCAGUCACCAAAAGAAGAGAAAUGGAAAAAAAUUCAUCAAAUAAUAAUUCAAAUCCUAGAACUCAAUUGAACAAGAGAUCUCGAAGUGAUGACUGUAUUAUACUUCCUGAUAGUAAAAGCCUAAAGUCUAGAGGAGACAGCUUUAAGACCAUCUCAGAUCCAUUGAGUUCUCAAGAGGAACAAAGUUCCUCCACCCUAGAUGGACCUUUGACUCCAUCUCCAACAUCAACGUUAGAGCUGCCAAUGGCAGCCUUACCAUAUACCUCUGAGGAGCUAUUAGCCACUCCAUUACUUCUUCCUGGAGACUCCAAUAAAAACAUUCCACCAAAGACAGAGGAGCCAGCAGCUCCUCUCUCUGGAGACCCCAUUAAAAGCCCGCCACCUACGACAGAGGAGCCAGCAGCUCCUCCUUCAAAUUCCUGCAGCCCAUGUCACUUUAAAGACUGGGCACCACCCCUUAAAAUCAUCAUAUAUGGGAAAGGACUUGUCAACAAAAGAUGA